Messenger RNA from Pseudozyma flocculosa PF-1, 1809 nucleotides. RefSeq lists its product as uncharacterized. Gene Ontology annotation, molecular function: misfolded protein binding; protein-folding chaperone binding. The coding region runs from base 1 to 1809 and encodes 602 amino acids. Gene Ontology annotation, biological process: protein folding in endoplasmic reticulum. The record is from RefSeq and is a predicted model, not a curated record. Lineage: Eukaryota; Fungi; Basidiomycota; Ustilaginomycetes; Ustilaginales; Ustilaginaceae. The transcript is spliced from 2 exons. Gene Ontology annotation, cellular component: endoplasmic reticulum.
AUGAGGGCCUACUACCGCAUCCCCUCUCUCCUCGCCUUCUCCCUCACGAUAUGCCUCUGGGUCAGCUUCACGGCGCCCACCGUGCUGGCCGAGCCAGAGGCGGCGGCGGCGGGCGGCCAGGUGCCCUUCGCCACGCCCGACGUCGCCUCGGCAUCCGAGCUCCUCGCCCAGGCCAACCAGGCGCUCCAGUCCGGACAGUACCAGCAGGCCCUCUCGGCGUUUGACCAGGCGCUCAUCGCCGACCCGACCAGCUGGCUCACCUACUACCGCCGGGCCACGGCCCAGCUCUCGCUCGGACGCACCUCGUCUGCCCUCCAGGACUUCCAGUCGCUCCUCGACCUCAACCCGCAGUUUGAAAAGGCCCGGCUGCAGCGAGCCAAGAUCUUUCUCAAGGAGGGCGAGCUGGACAAGGCGCACGCCGAGAUGAAGCAGUGGGAGCGGAUCCGAAAGGACAAGGGCGCAUCGGCCGCCGUGCCCGAGGGCAGCGCGCUGCUGGCCAAGCUCGACAAGACCACCAAGAACCUCGCCGCGCUCAACAAGAUGCAGAAGGACGUCGCAAAGGCCCGCAGCGGCGGCGCCAAGGGCAAGGGCAAGGGGAUGGACGCAGCCAAGGUCGACCAGUGCAUCAGGCUGGCCGGCGAGAUCCUCGAGGUUUCGCCCAGCCACCUCGAUACCCGCAUGAUGCGCGCCGAUUGCCAGAUGCUCAAGGGUAGCGUCGAGGACGCCAUGGCCGAUUGGAGCCGCGUCGUCCACCUGGCGCCGUCGCCGUUCCUGCUGCGCCGGCUCUCGUCGCUGUCGUACUUUAUCGUCGGCACGCCCGGCUCGCAGUCGCACGAGGCUGGCCUGGCCCACCUCAAGUCGUGCCUCCACUCGGACCCGGACAACAAGCAGUGCGCCCGCGCCCACCGCCGCCUCAAGAACCUCGAAAAGGCGCUCAAGAAGGCGCGCAACUUUGCCCAGGGCGGCAGCUACCGGGCCGUGCUGAGCGCGCUCAAGGGCGGCAAGGUCGGAGGCCCCACCGUGGUCCAGGAGAUUGAGAAGGCCAUCGAGGAAGACUGCCAGCCGCGCGAGGGCGAGGAGGCGGCCGUGCUGCCCCUCGAGCGCGACGCCGCCAUCGAGAGCAGCUCGCUGCUGCACGAGAUCCACUCGAUGUACUGCAAGGCCCAUGCCGAGCUCAACGAGCUCGGCAAGGCGAUGCCCUACUGCGAAAAGGUGCUGGCGCGGGAUCCGGACAACGUCGACGCCACCGUCGCCCGCGCCGACGCGCACCUCAAGGACGAGCGGUACGACGAGGCGGUGCGCGACUACACCAAGGCGUUUGAGGCGUCGGGCCGCUCGGACCGGGCGAUCCACGCGAAGCUCAACACGGCGCAGAAGCGGCUCAAGCUGAGCCAGACAAAGGACUACUACAAGGUUCUCGGCGUCAAGCGGACCGACGACCUGGCCACGAUCAAAAAGGCGUACCGUACAAUGGCCAAAAAGAACCACCCGGACAAGGGCGGCACGCAGGAAAAGAUGGCCGAGAUCAACGAGGCCUGGGGCGUGCUGGGCGACGAGGAGCUCAGGAAGAGGUACGACGCCGGAGACGACCCCAACGACCCCGCCGGCGGACAGGGCGGCCACGGCAACCCCUUCGCCCAGGGCGGCCAUCCGUUCGAGAUGUUCUUCAACCAGCAGGGCGGGGGCGGCUUCCCCGGCGGCGGCGGCUUCCCCGGUGGCGGCUUCCCCGGAGGUGGCUUCCCCGGCGGCGGCUUCCGUCAGGGCGGCUUCGGAGGCGGACAGCAGCAGUGGAACUUCAAGUUUGGCUAA